This is a messenger RNA of Notodromas monacha, 411 nucleotides long. Lineage: Eukaryota; Metazoa; Arthropoda; Ostracoda; Podocopida; Cyprididae. The record is from the annotation of a GenBank genome assembly.
AUGGAUACUAUCAGCAUGAAACCGAGUGAGAUCCCGGGAUGCGGACUACCGCCGAAAAAAAAAACGAAAGAAGUCGACGACGACAUGGCGCCGAAUGCAACUACGACACAUACUUCAACAUGCGACUACGUGCCCGAGUUCACGGGCGUGUGUUGUCCCAUUUGUGCGUACCCGAUAACUGCUGUCGACUUGUACUUUGGAACACCAGCACCGAUUGUUGACAAGUUGCCAAAGUUUCAACAACAACAACAACAACAAACGAGAGCCGUGUCAUCCCCGGUUGCCGAAAUUCCAGUUGCUCUUAUUCUGCCUCCCCCGGUUAACGGACGCUCGGCCGUGUGUUGGUCCGAUGAAGUGAAGAAAGAAAUUUGGAUUGAUCAACGCGUCGUCACUGAAUCCGGAUCAAACUGA